AUGUACUGCUGGCUUUACGACGAGUGCACUCUUGGCGGUUCUGUACGCAUGUCGCGGUCCAGCGACGACGAGAGCGGGUACGAUGACAAGAGCGUGGUGUCUGACCCAUUUGCGGACCCUGUGGACGGUUCUGUUGCCGGUGCCGACGUCGAGGCGCGCUGGGCUGCGCACUGCCGCGUGCAAGAGUGCAUGUCCCGAGGCUGGUGCGACCUGACUGUCCGUGUGCAGCUCAUGGCGCAGUUUGGCAUCACCGGCUCCAUUUUCUGCAUUUUGCUCAAUCUGAUGAUGAUCUUGCUAGCUAACCGGUGGACCGAGUACUGGUUUAACAGCAAGCGCACCAAGACGGCUAUUGAGCUGUUCAGCGUGGUCGGGUUCCCGCUUCUGAUCGCCGUGUUUGUGUACUUUGCGCUCUACUUCAGAUACGCCAUCACGCAGUGCACAGGGUGCCGGCUGGUGUUCCUGAAGUACGGCAUUUCAAUGCUGCUAUACUACUUCUGGCUGCUGCUGUGGGCGGUGCUCUGCUUUGUCACCGCGCUGGUGACCCUGGCUGUGUUUUUCGCCAAGAGAAAGAACACCAGAAACAUCUUGCAGUGCACCAACUCGGGCUACUCGCUGCGCAGGUUUAGCAAGAUGCUGAUUUUCUGCUCGCUCGUGAUCGGCGCCAUGUUUCCGCUCAAGAUCCUGUCGCUCGUGCUCAAUAUGAACGGCUGGCAGCCGCAGUUCAAGCCAGACAUCAGCAGGAAGCUGUACUGGGACACGAUUCUGCGGCUGCCGUAUAACUCGUUCGACGACGCAGAACGGUGGAUUCAGAUUGCGAUGUCGAUGGUCGGCUUUGCGCUGUUUGGACUCGGUGAGGACGCCGUGUACAUGUACGUUGACUGGCUGGAGUCGGUGCCUGGUGGCAGUCGGCUGGUGCAGAGGUGGCGUGCGUGGCGGGAGUCCAGAAAAGUCGUCAAGAAACAGAACUACGUCUCGAGAAACACCACGGCCAAAACGCAGUACAGCACAGACUCCGGCUCGUACAAGGAGUACGUGCAGGACUCGCCGGUCUCGAGCUGGGAACUGGACGACGUCAAGUCCGGCGGCCGCAGUCUCUACGACGAUUACGUCAGCACGCCUUCGUCGCAGCUGACGACGCCGCACGACGAGGACAUCCGGCGCGAGCUGCGGCAGGCGGAGUUGGACCUGCUGGACGAGGACAUACGCCGCGAUCUGCGCCGGAUGGGGCUGGAAUACACGGAUAUAUAA
This is a messenger RNA of Ogataea haglerorum, 1248 nucleotides long. RefSeq lists its product as uncharacterized. Gene Ontology annotation, cellular component: membrane. Bases 1 to 1248 code for a protein of 415 amino acids. The record is from RefSeq and is a predicted model, not a curated record. The transcript has 2 exons. Gene Ontology annotation, molecular function: mating-type factor pheromone receptor activity. Lineage: Eukaryota; Fungi; Ascomycota; Pichiomycetes; Pichiales; Pichiaceae. Gene Ontology annotation, biological process: G protein-coupled receptor signaling pathway.